AACUCCAGCCUCCCCUACCACUUCGUUAUGUGCUAUCUGUACCAGAACCAGUGGAUUGAAAUUACUGUAGUUUCGUGUCGGGUGUAAUUUGAUCUCAGCAUCUGGGGGUGGCGCUUUGCAUUGUGGUAGUUGUAGUCAUUUUUCCUUUAAGCGACUAUUAACUGUUGACGCGAAGAGAAUUUCUGUGAACUACAGUUCCCAAGGCUUCGUAGUAUUUUUUUCCAGGGACCUUUGCAAACGCAAUGGCGAGGAAGUUGCAAAUGUCAGCGAGCAAAGGGUAAUGUAGGUUUCUCAAAGUAAAUCAACAAGGUAAAAGCAAAACUCAAAGUCAGAGAUUGCUCUAAUUCUAUUUCAUUAUAAGGGCUGCACCUUUCGUGCACACACUAUGCAUGUGUUGCUUAGGUGCAGACUACAGUAGGAUAGAUCUAUGCAGUAAUCAAGGGACGCUUUAGUUCAUCUAAUCUAGAUCUUAGUUUGUUGGUAACAUAUUAAGACUUGUUUUCCCUCAUCAUGUUUUCUGCUUCGUUUAUGCGAGUUAUUCAAUGCAGCGAGAAGUUACAAGGCUCGCCAGGAAAGUGGUUACUUGCACCCCAUGGGAAGAUGUUUCUAAGGACUUGGCGGUGUUUUAGGUGGGGGCAGGAAUUUGCCCACAGAGAAUCUGUGUUGCGCCCUCGUAUGAUUUUCCAAGUUGCUAAACAAAAUAUCUGGACCCAGGAGGGGUCCCUGAGAGCUGGGAAUAAAAGCAAACAAGUGUCUGUGCAAAGAAGUCAAAAAGGAGGAGCACCCGUGUCGGCUGCUCAGAAAGUGAAAGAAGCUGGAAGGGAUUUUACCUACUUAAUAGUGGUGCUCAUUGGGAUUGGUGUUACAGGUGGUUUGUUCUAUGUGAUUUUUACAGAACUAUUCUCUUCCUCCAGUCCCAGUAAGAUUUAUGGCGAUGCCUUGGAGAAAUGCAGAUCUCACCCAGAGGUAAUAGGUGUUUUUGGUGAACCCAUUAAAGGUUAUGGUGAGCCAACGCGACGAGGAAGACGACAGCUUGUCAGUCACUUUGAGUAUGUAAAAAAUGGAUUGAAAUACAUGCGCUUGAAGUUCUACAUUGAGGGCUCAGAACGGGGAAAGCAAGGGACAGUCCAUGUGGAAGUGAAAGAGAAUCCUGAAAGCAGAAGAUAUGAGUACCGUUACAUAUUUGUGGACAUUGAGGCCUACCCUAGAAGAACCAUUGUAAUUGAAGAUAAUAGAUAGUAACUUGGUUCUUUCACUGUGACAGUUCUUGAAGAGUGCUGAAUGAUGCACAGUCAGUGUACAAAUGAAUGCCGAGUGAUGCAGCAUACAUCUACAAUUUCACAACCUUACUCCCUUACUUACAUCCGUGGAAUCUCAUUGAAGGUACUGGGGUUGCACAGGUGUAACUGGGGCCAGUAGAGAGUUGGAAGUAUAAUAGGAUUUGAAGUGAACCAAAUUUUAAAAUAGUGUCCUCCUUUAUCACAAAAAGGCAUGAGAUAGGAAAGAAUAGUUAUACAAUGAAUUUAAUACUGGAUAGUAUUUCUACACAGAACCCCUAAUAUUGUCUUCCAACACUUCAAAGUUAUUUUUCUUUUGUUUAUAUUUCACAACAGCACUUCAAUAAAGAAUGACAUACAAAAUGUAGAAAAAUAAAUGUUCAUUUAUGUGCAGCCACUGUGUUUGAUAGUGAGAUAAAAUGAGAAGAUAUCAGCAAUGCAAGGAGACUUUAUUGCAGAUGCAGCUAUAAAUAUGCAUCACAGUAUUGCGUGGCCCGACAAGAUGAAUUAGGAUGAAAGGCAAUAAAAUUUAGCAGCUUCUAAGAAGUCUCAAUAGAAUGAGGGAGGUACAAACUUCUGAGCUAGUCAGACAUAUAGGACCUGGUCCUGGCACUAACCUAGCAGAGAGGACUUGAUCGUAGUACUCAGUACUGUGGGGAUUUUGGACUGCAAAGCAGUCCCUAUAUAACUAUGGGGAGUAGUUGUAUGGCAAAACUUCAUAUUGUGGCCACUGUCUAUUAGAUGGAAAACAAUGCCACUUUGGUACCGGGUAUCUCCUUGAUCAUCAGGCGCUUUAGAGACCAGGCCAAAAUGACUAGUAACAAACCUUCAGAGCUGCAGGUCUUCAUGCUUUAGUUGUGGUGCCUUAGUUCUGAAUCACUUUCCCCUAUUUGAUGAGGCAAAUCUCUCUGCUCUUCAGAGGAGGCUUAAGGGACUCUUGUUGUUUAAAUGACCAAUAAAAAAGCCAAAUUGAUUCCUCCA
Chrysemys picta bellii (western painted turtle) is the source of this 2258-nucleotide messenger RNA. It is a transcript of the gene TIMM21, whose product is annotated as translocase of inner mitochondrial membrane 21. Gene Ontology annotation, biological process: protein import into mitochondrial matrix. NCBI's taxonomy places the organism in Eukaryota, Metazoa, Chordata, Testudines, Emydidae. Gene Ontology annotation, cellular component: TIM23 mitochondrial import inner membrane translocase complex. The record is from RefSeq and is a predicted model, not a curated record.